AUGGCGGUUCUUGGCUUCAAAUUCGUUCGCCAACCCACUCUUCAUCUUCGUUCUACUCCUUUCCAAUACGUUCGUAAGGUUGUGCCAAAAUCCGUCGUUGCGGUUAAAGCAGCAGAGAAAUUCACAAACGAAAAUGGCGGUGGCUCAGUUCAUGAAGAAGGAAUUAAGAAAUCCCCAGAAUGGAAAAGGAUUGGUUCCAAAGAGCUUGGCAUUCAUAAUUCAUCGAUUAGUGUCACUACCAGGAAGGUUCUUAAUGGACUCAAGAAAAGAGGAUAUGAUGUAUACCUAGUAGGAGGUUGUGUACGUGAUCUUGUUCUAAAGAAAACACCUAAGGACUUCGAUAUUAUAACUUCAGCUGGGCUAAAAGAGGUGACAAAAGUAUUUACCUGGUGUGAGAUAAUUGGCAAACGCUUCCCUAUAUGUCAUGUUCACAUGGAUGGUACCAUUAUUGAGGUGUCAAGUUUUAACACUGCUAGACGCAAGAAGGGUGUGGAAUUCUCUCAUCAUACAGAAACACCAAAUGGUUGUGAUGAGAAGGACUUUCUUCGGUGGAUGAACUGCUUAAACCGGGACUUCACAAUUAAUGGGUUGAUGCUUGACCCAUAUGCAAGAAUUGUAUAUGAUUACUUGGGAGGAAUAGAAGAUAUUAGAAAAGCUAAAGUUCGAACUAUAAAUCCUGCAGAUAUUUCAUUUCAGGAAGAUUGUGCUCGCAUUCUACGUGCAAUUAGAAUUGCUGCUCGCUUAGGAUUUAGUAUUUCUAAGGAAACAGCUCAUUUUAUUAAGAAUCUGUCUUGUUCAAUAUUAAAACUUGAUAAGUCUAGACUUCUGAUGGAAAUGAACUAUAUGCUAGCUUAUGGUUCUGGUGAAGCUUCUUUGAGGCUAUUAUGGAAGUACGGACUGCUAGAUAUACUUCUUCCCUUCCAGGCUGCCUAUUUUGCUCAUCAUGGAUUUCGACGGGGGGGCAAAAGAACCAAUAUGCUUUUGUCUCUCUUCUCCAAUUUAGAUAAGCUUUUCGCUCCAAACCGUCCAUGUCAUGGUAGCUUAUGGUUUGGGAUCCUAGCACUACAUAAAGCAUUGAGUGAUCGACCAAGGGACCCCUUGGUGGUUGCUACAUUUUGCCUUGCAGUCUACAAUGGUGGAAAUUUGUUGGAAGCAGUAAAGAUAGCAGGAAUGAUCAACAAGCCACAUGAUAUGAGAUUUCCUGAAUUAGUAGAUCCUUCUGGUAUGGAUGCAGAGGCAUUAGUAACUGGGGUUAAUGAUCUUGCAGAGUCUGUUAGAGGGACACUGUUGCAAAUGACUGAUGAACAUUUUGUGUCUCAAGCUAUGGCUGAUUAUCCUCAAGCCCCUCGUUCAUACCUAGUGGUUAUUCCAUUAGGAUUGUAUAUAAAAGCAUUCAGCAUUUUCGAAUGUGUAAAAAGGAGUGCUGGUAAGAAAUCCCUGUCAAAGCAAGGCAUGAAAAUUGAUUAUGAAGCCUUAGCUACUGGUAAUGUACAAGAAAUAAGACACGUUUUUGCAAGAAUUGUAUUUGAUACUGUGUUCCCGCUUCACCAAGAUCAGGAUCAGGCAUUAAUGAGUAGCCGGGUUUCACAGGGAGGCUAG
Messenger RNA from Lathyrus sativus (Indian pea), 1599 nucleotides. Lineage: Eukaryota; Viridiplantae; Streptophyta; Magnoliopsida; Fabales; Fabaceae. The record is from the annotation of a GenBank genome assembly.